Molecule: messenger RNA, 562 nt
Organism: Blastocystis hominis
Lineage: Eukaryota; Bigyra; Opalinata; Blastocystidae
Exons: 2
Coding region: 95-562 (155 amino acids)
Cellular component (GO): cytosol; nucleus
Molecular function (GO): peptidyl-prolyl cis-trans isomerase activity
Source: RefSeq, a predicted model, not a curated record
UGGAUCGAGAAGACCGUCUUCGUGGAGAAAUCCGGUGAUCACUUGUUCGAAGGAAGAAGCGACGCGGGAGUUGGCUGCGAUCCGCCAGCAGAUCAUGAAUUCCUCAAACCCACAGGAAACGUUCAAACGGAUCGCUGAAAAGGAGAGUGAUUGUAGCAGCGCAAAGCGUGGAGGCGACCUAGGAUUCUUCAAGCGGGGGCAGAUGCAAAAGCCGUUUGAGGAUUGCGCUUUCCGCUUGAAGGUGGGAGAGAUUAGCAACAUAAUAGAAACGGACUCGGGUGUCCAUAUCAUCCUCCGCAUCGCGUGUUGUGUUUGUUUUCAAUCAUUUUUUGAGUAUGUUGUCCUACGGUACACGCCGCUUGUACCGAGCAGGAGGAUUCCUUUCCAAAUCAUUGCGCGCUUUUUCCAUCGCUUCUGUGCGAACUCCUCGAAUUCGAAGUGUACGUGUGGGAGAGAAGCAUCUUUUUCCUACAGUCGUGGUACAAAAGCGAUUUGUGGACGUCCGGAAGGAGUUGAAGGAGGUUCAGUGUUGCAGUGGUUGUGGAGUGAAGUUGCAGUAUAA